AUGUUGUUGGUUGUCAGCAUUGUCUAUUGUGACUUGGUAGGGCAUGGCAAGCAUGAGCUGGUCAACGGGAAGAUUGUAAAGCUGCGGGGAAACACAAAAAUAGCUGAGAAACCUGUGGAUCUUGAACUUUACAAAAGUAAAGCGGGCUCGUGUGAUGUUGAAAUGAACAAGGAGGGAGAUAUGUAAGUGAACUGAAAUUUUAAACAAAACAAUUUUCUCCUUUAACAGAACACUCUGGUACCUCAAAAAUUCCAACACAGCAAAGGAAGGAUGCUCGAUUGAUUUUGUCAUGCAUGAUCUUAGCGCCAGAAAUUUUAAAUUCGAUUUUGCCAUGUUUUUUGGUAUCCAACAUAACAAAGAAUUGACUGAUUGCUUGGCGGAUAUGGGAUUGGUUGAAAAAAUAAGAUUGGACAAUGAGUCAGCUAUCACUUCCAAUCUGAUGUCCUUCUCUUUUAGUCUGAAGAAUGGUGAAUUUGAGGGAGUAAAAAGAGGAUAUCCGGAAAGGCACAA
Meloidogyne enterolobii is the source of this 510-nucleotide messenger RNA. The record is from the annotation of a GenBank genome assembly. Lineage: Eukaryota; Metazoa; Nematoda; Chromadorea; Rhabditida; Meloidogynidae.